AAAAACACCUCUAUAUAAAGAUAUUUGAACAAUCACACUACUCACUCAUCACUCUAAAAUCUAAAUCACAUUCCUUCUUCUCUUUCACUAUCAUCUAUGGCUCCCAUCUCAAAACUCCUCUCUUUCCUUUUCCUAACAACCCUUUCAUUCUCUCUCCAUAUCCAUGCCAGAGACAGUCAAUUCUUCAGCAAAGUCACUCAUGUCAACAACAAUCUCAAUGACAGACAAGUUCCCAAUCCCAACAACAAUGAACAACCAUUAAACAAACCACAACAACAACAACAACCGGUUUUCAUCCCAGAAACUGAUAACAGUUAUGGCUUAUACGGCCAUGAAUCUGGUCUACACCCUCCCACAACAACCACCUCAAACAAUGUCGUUCCCAACACUUACCAAUCACAAGAUGAAAACAACAAUUACUUCACCACCUUUCAGAAGGAUUCUUAUACCAACAACAACAAGUAUCCAAAUGAAAUCAGUGACACAAAACUCACUCAAACUUCUUACAACAACAACAAUAAUAACAACAAUUACGACAAGUAUUACUACAACAACAACAAGUAUGCUUCUAAUGAACUUACCAACACAAAGUUCCCAGAAGAAGGAUACAACUCCAUGGAAAACCAGAACAACAAAUAUUACUACAACAACAAUGUUGCUGCUAAUGACAAAUACUACUUCAAAACCAAUGGCGCUAGUAACAACAAUUACAACAACGUUGAAAGACAAGGAAUGAGUGACACAAGAGCUAUGGAAGGUGGGAAAUACUUUUACGAUGUUAACUCUGAGAAAUACAACCCAGCAUUAUUCAAUGGAGACUCGUCUAAAGGAGUUGUCAACUCUGAGAAUUGGUACAACAAAAACGGUUACUUUGGUAACAACAACAAUGUGAACAGUUAUGAGAAUAACAAGAAUUCUAGGAAUGGUUAUCAGAAUCAAGAGGAGUUUGAGAGUGACCAAGAAGAAUUUGAGCCUUGAGAUUGAAACAAAUCCUUUUGAAUUUUGGAUGUGGUUGUUCAAUGUUUUAAUGUAUUUUAGAUUCAAAAUCACAAAAAAAAAAGUUUAAAGAUAGGGUAAUUAUAUUAUGAAUGGGUUAAUUUAGUGUUUUAUUUACUUGGUUGGUGAAAAUUAUAUUAAGUCUUGUCUUGUUACUUAUGAAAUUUUCUGAAAUUGCACAGUGUAUGUAUGUUAUGAUUUAUGAAAGCAUGUUUAUUUUGUGCUAA
Messenger RNA from Lathyrus oleraceus (garden pea), 1223 nucleotides. RefSeq names its product protein E6. Bases 97 to 978 code for a protein of 293 amino acids. The transcript has a single exon. The record is from RefSeq and is a predicted model, not a curated record. Lineage: Eukaryota; Viridiplantae; Streptophyta; Magnoliopsida; Fabales; Fabaceae.